AUGCUCGCACGUACCACACGAAAUGUGCUCUUAAAGCAGUCUCGCCAGACCUUCAGCUUCCGCGGCUGUCUUCAGGCGAAAAAGGCAACUCUAUCUCGUGGCGCACGGACAGCUACCACCCUCAGUGCACCUUCACCCGCGACUGGUGAUGAUGUGGACAUCAUAGCCGACUUCGACAUCCCCUACCUCACACAGCCCAGUUCUGGUCUUGCGCGGACUGGUAUGUUUGGCCAUGAAUUUCUCACUACUCCUAUGGCCUUCGUUGAAUUGGCGGACUCUACUCUGUGCCGCGCGCAACUUCUCACUCACAGAAUACACAAGUCCAAGGAUUCGCGGGAGGAGCUUUUCAAGGUCGUGAAGCACCUGGACAGGCUCAGUGAUCUUCUAUGCGGCGUCAUAGACCUUGCUGAGCUCGUCAGGAAUGCUCAUCCUGACCCCGAAUGGACGCAGAGUGCCGAGCAUGUCUACGAGAAGAUGUGCGAGUUCAUGAACGUCCUAAAUACUGAUGUUGACUUGUACCACGUGCUGCGAGCUGUUCUGUCCGACCCCGAAGUGUUCAAGUCGCUCGGGCCAGAAGCUCGCGAGACUGCUCUUAUUUUCUGGAGGGACUUCGAGAAGUCCGGGAUCAACCUACCUCCAGACAAAAGGAAUAAAUAUGUCUCCCUCUCGUCAGAGAUCCUGCACCUUGGACGGCAGUUCCUGAAUGAAACCGCUAGCUCACGCCCACCAGCUGUCAUCAAGCCACAUGAGCUUACUGGACUCAAGGACAAGGCUAUGGGGACACGUCUGCGACUUCAAGCGCAGUUUACCCAGCGAGAUCUAGUUGUGUACCCCGGAUCUUUGCAAGCACAGAUGAUCAUGCACUCUGCACCGGAGGAAGAGCCGCGACGAAAAGUCUACAUGGCUGCCAACUCGAGCACAUCAGGGCAAAUCGGGAUUUUAGAGGACCUUCUCCACGCCCGCGGCGAAUUGGCUCGUUUGGUUGGGAAGCCUAGCUUCGCCCAUAUGACCCUGGCCGAUAAAAUGGCGAAGUCUCCUGAAAACGUCGCGCAUUUCCUGAAUGCUCUCUUAGACCAUACGCGACCCCACGCUCGCAGAGCGUUGCGCACUCUCAGUUUACGGAAGCAAGAACAUCUACAUACGUCGCCAUUCCCUACAAUACAGGCCUGGGAUAGAGACUACUACUGCCCUCCCGAGCCGCCAGCUCCACCUGUUUCACUUCCCCCACUUACCUUAGGUACAGUCUUCAUGGGACUAUCACGCCUAUUCCGUAAUCUCUACGGCAUUACCCUUCGCCUUACUAAAGUCACACCCGGCGAGGUGUGGCAUCCCGACGUUCGGAAGCUGGAAGUCGUAGACGAGAAGUCCGGAGUCAUAGGAUGGAUCUAUGCCGAUCUUUUCGCGCGACAAGGCAAGCCAAGCGGCGCGGCACACUACACCGUCCGUUGCUCACGACGAACGGACGACGACGACGCGCACCACGACCUCGACGACGCUUGGGACGAGGGCGCCCUAAGGGCGAUUCAGCUAUCUGACAAGUUCGAGAACGCUCACCGAGCUAAGAUACCGGGCUCCGAGGGUGUCUUCCAGCUGCCUGUUGUGGUAUUGCUGUGCGAAUUCACUCGGCCAU
This is a messenger RNA of Phanerochaete carnosa HHB-10118-sp, 1630 nucleotides long. RefSeq lists its product as uncharacterized. Gene Ontology annotation, cellular component: mitochondrion. The transcript has 3 exons. Gene Ontology annotation, molecular function: metalloendopeptidase activity. The record is from RefSeq and is a predicted model, not a curated record. Gene Ontology annotation, biological process: peptide metabolic process. The annotation marks the transcript as partial. Lineage: Eukaryota; Fungi; Basidiomycota; Agaricomycetes; Polyporales; Phanerochaetaceae.